UAUAUAUAGGAGAAUGGUGGUAGUGUUAUUUCAACUCAAAACCUAUUUUGCUUUGAAGUAUAAAUCAAAGUUGAGCAAAAACUUUGUCAGUCUUAUUGUUAUAGAAAAUCAAAAAAAGAAAAAGUAAUGGAGUUGCUAGGACGUUAUUGGUGGUGGCCGGUGGUGUUAGUUUUGGUUCAUUUUGGUAUGAAUGGGUGCUUUGGUUGUUGGGAGAAAGAGAGAAUUGCUCUCUUGCAAUUCGAAGCUUCCAUCGUCAACUACGCUAAUGAAUAUUAUUUUCCUCAUUGGGACUCAGUCGACAAAGAGAGUGAUUGCUGUAAGUGGGAAAGAGUCAAGUGCAAUAUCACUACUGGCCGUAUAAUCCAACUUACUCUUAGUAGUAUGAUAUCUUAUUCGAGUGGAGAAAGUAGGGGAGGUUGGUACUUUAAUGCCUCUCUGUUUCUUCCCUUUGAAGACCUCCAAUACCUCGAGUUGGGUGAUAAUUACAUUUGGGGUUGGGUCCCAAAUGAAGGUUUUGAAAGAUUCUCUUUGUUGAAUAAGCUGGAGGUGCUUCACUUGGCUGCUAAUAAUUUCAAUCAUAGCAUUCUGCAAUCCUUAAGUGGUAUUACGUCACUCAAGAAAUUAGAUUUGAGUGGCAACCAUUUGAAUGGACCAAUCCAUAUCAAAGAAUUUAAAGCAUUUAGCAACUUGGAGGAUCUCUACUUGAGAGGCAAUGAGAUCAAUGCCUUUGUGACAACAAGUGAUUCAAUCAUCUUAACUAAGCUGCAACUCCUAGACUUGAGAGCGAAUGAUUUCAGUGCACAAGUUCUUGAGUCAUUAACUGCCUUCCCAUCGUUGAAGACAUUAGAUCUCUCAUAUAACAAUAUAGAGGGAUCGUUUACUACUAAAGGUAAGUUAUACCAUUGACAUCAAGAUGGCAUUGUUU
Messenger RNA from Quercus robur (English oak), 925 nucleotides. RefSeq names its product receptor-like protein 9a. The coding region runs from base 127 to 906 and encodes 259 amino acids. Gene Ontology annotation, molecular function: protein binding. The transcript has 4 exons. Lineage: Eukaryota; Viridiplantae; Streptophyta; Magnoliopsida; Fagales; Fagaceae. The record is from RefSeq and is a predicted model, not a curated record.